CAGAGUGAAAAGGUUUAAUUAGACGAUGAAGAAUGUUUGAUACUUCCUCGUACAUGUGUAAGUUAAAGAUUGAGCUGCCGGUGUCUGAUCCUCAGACGGUGAUGAAGAUGCUUUAAUGUUUUUGUCAUAUUGAUUGACUGGAGUGAGUCUGAGAGGUCUGACUUCUGUAGUGCUACUACUUUAGUACUUUAAAUGUAGUCCAACUGAACUUUCACCCAGUUUUCUCUCUCCACCCUUCAAACCUUGAAAAAUCAAGGGCGUCUGAGGGUUUUGCUCAUAAGCUCACUCGUGCACGAUGUCAAACCCCAGAAAAGUGGUCGAGCUGUUCUAUGACGUGGUCUCUCCCUAUUCCUGGCUGGGAUUUGAGGUACUGUGUCGCUACAGAAAUGUCUGGAACAUCGACCUCAGAUUUCGCCCUGCAUACUUAGGUGGAGUCAUACAUCUGUCAGGUAACAAACCACCUGCAACAGUCCCAAAUAAGGCUCUGUACAUGACCUCCGAUCUGGAACGACUGGCCCGCUACUGCAGUGUACCUGUGUGCUUUCCCGCGAACCCCUUUGAGGCUAUGUUUGAGAAAGGCUCUCUCAAUGCUAUGCGCUUUCUGACAGCUGUCUCAGAGAAGGAGAAGGUGGGAGAUAGUCUGGUAGAGAAAGUGUCUAGAGAGCUUUGGAAGCGAAUCUGGAGUACCGACCAGGAUAUUACUGAGCCAGCGUCUCUCUCAGAGGCAGGCCUAAAUGCCGGUUUCUCGGCCAGUGACGUGGAAGAACUACUCAAACUGGCCAAAUCUCAGCAAAUCAAAGACAAACUGAAGCAAACUACAGCUGAAGUGAUGGAACACAAGGCGUUUGGCCUUCCUCUCGUUGUGUGUCACGUGGAUGGAAAGACAGAGGUGUUCUUCGGCUCAGACAGGUUUGAGCUCAUGGCUUACUGCAUAGGAGAAAAAUGGCUGGGACCUCAACCUGACAAACCCACAGCCAAAAUGUGAUGUAUCUGUUCUGCCUCAAACAGUUACAUCUUAACCUUUAAAUACAUUUUCUUACUUGUCAGCAGUCUCGUUUACAUGCUGAGUAGGUUUAAAACAUUACUUUCAAAUUGUCGCUGUCCAAAACAAAACAAGACAAAAAAAACCCACAAGUAUCUCCUUUUUUAUAUUUGACCUCAACAUCUGUCCUGUACAUUGUGUGAGUAUUGCGUGACGAUUGGACCGGUACGAUCUCUCUACGUUAACUUACAUUGAAAGUUUUUGCCUUUUCCUGUAAAGUCACCAUUUUGCACCAGUUGUUUUUCUCUGGACAGCGACAAAAUACUCCUGAGCCUUAAUUCAGUCAAAUAACCCCGUAUGCACUACAGAUGAAAAUGUAUUUAAUAAAGCAUUUGCAUUAAAUAA
Molecule: messenger RNA, 1387 nt
Organism: Colossoma macropomum (tambaqui)
Lineage: Eukaryota; Metazoa; Chordata; Actinopteri; Characiformes; Serrasalmidae
Gene: gstk1
Product: glutathione S-transferase kappa 1
Exons: 8
Coding region: 296-985 (229 amino acids)
Biological process (GO): glutathione metabolic process
Cellular component (GO): mitochondrion; peroxisome
Molecular function (GO): glutathione transferase activity; glutathione peroxidase activity
Source: RefSeq, a predicted model, not a curated record